Mus pahari (shrew mouse) is the source of this 963-nucleotide messenger RNA. RefSeq names its product myeloblastin. Gene Ontology annotation, molecular function: serine-type endopeptidase activity. The transcript has 5 exons. The record is from RefSeq and is a predicted model, not a curated record. Lineage: Eukaryota; Metazoa; Chordata; Mammalia; Rodentia; Muridae. Gene Ontology annotation, biological process: proteolysis. Bases 2 to 766 code for a protein of 254 amino acids.
CAUGGCUGGAAGCUACCCAUCCCCCAAAGGGAUCCAUCCCUUCCUGCUGCUUGCCCUGGUCUUUGGUGGCGCAGUCCAGGCCUCCAAGAUUGUGGGUGGGCACGAAGCUCGGCCCCACUCUCGGCCUUAUGUGGCAUCCCUGCAGCUGAGCAGGUUCCCUGGGAGCCACUUCUGUGGUGGCACCCUGAUCCACCCGAGAUUCGUGCUGACAGCCGCCCACUGCCUGCAGGACAUCCCCUGGCAGCGUGUGACAGUGGUGCUGGGUGCCCACGACCUGCUGAGCUCGGAGCCUGAGCAGCAGAAGUUCACCAUCACUCAGGUCUUCCAGAAUAAUUACAACCCCGAGGAGACCCUCAAUGACGUGCUUCUCCUUCAGAUAAACCGGCCAGCCUCCCUGGGCGAGGAGGUGGCGGUGGCCUCUCUGCCCCAGCAGGACCAGUCUCUGCCUCAGGGCACCCAGUGCCUGGCCAUGGGCUGGGGUCGCCUGGGCACCCAAGCACCCACGCCCCGCGUGCUGCAGGAACUGAACGUCACGGUGGUCACCUUCCUGUGCCGGGAACACAACGUGUGCACGCUGGUGCCACGGAGGGCAGCAGGCAUAUGCUUCGGAGACUCGGGCGGCCCCUUGGUCUGCAAUGGCAUUCUCCAUGGAGUGGACUCCUUCGUGAUCCGCGAGUGCGCCUCCCUCCAGUUCCCCGAUUUCUUCGCCCGGGUGUCCAUGUAUGUGGACUGGAUUCACAACGUGCUGCGGGGCGCAGAGCCCUGAGUUGCCCUUCUGCGCUCCAGGCAGCCUAAAGCUGGGGCGACCAGCAGGCUCUAGUGGGAAAAAAUGGAGUGGGGUGGACUGGACCUUUCCAGGCUUUUCCUCCACCCACGCACCCACCCACGCAGCACCCCCUAGAGUGGAGUCAGCUCUGUUCCCUACUCCAUGUGACCUCAAUAAAAACUGAGACAUAUUUAAAA